CCUCGUUGUCGCUUUUUUUUUCGCAAAAGUUUGCCGUAAAAUCAUCGGUUUCUUUGCCUCGCACGUGAAAAUAUCCGUCUUGGAAAGCCGGCCAUCCCGACCAAGAACAUGUCCACCGACCAACAAUCGAAAGUGCAAGUCUCGAUCUCGUUGCACCAUGACACCGUGUACGAGCUGGAAACGGCAAUCGAACAUGCUGCGAAGUCUAACUACAGCUCGGUCACCAUUCCGUUGGCCCACCGGCAGUUUGAUCGGGAGUUUGUGUUGGAUCCGCUAAAGACCAAGCACAAUCGCUUCACCCGGUCGGAUUUGCUUCUCAAUUCGACACAGUGGCUCAAUCGGGUUAUUUGUAGGUUGAGCAGCAAUAUAGAUUGUGAUUCGGAGGAUGAUGACGUCCGGAAGCAGGGUGAGUGUACGAUGAGGCAGGAGAUUUCCUACGCAGAGCAUCUAGUUCAGAGUGGGUACAUGCUGUUGCGAUUGAAGAGCGGAAAUUGUGCCAAUUUAGCUCGGGUGACCACCAUUGGAUUAAAGGGAAUCCUGCUGGUCGAGAUUCCGAUGGCUAAUCCAAAAGUUACCCAGGCAUCCUGGAGAAGUGACGGGAAUAGCGAGAGUGCAGAAGAGGAAGACACUUGGAAUUGGUGGAACAACUUCCGGUCCUAUGCGGAUUAUGACACUCACGUGAAGAUUGCACUGGAGUUUACCGCUGACAUUCCAAAGAGGCAGGAAAUCUAUCGUUGGCUCGGAGAACCGGUCGAUGCAGUGGUUGUUUCGUCGGACAUCUUCCUGACCAAUACGAACAACUUUCCGGUUCUGUCAAAAGCUCAUCAGGAACUGCUGGUUCUGUUCCAUCGUACCUUCGGUUGUCACUUCAUAGUGAAAGCAAAUCCCGAAGACAAACGAGUCGUUCAUUACGUCGACUACAUAAAGUACGUUCUUCGUAUAAACCAUGUCAAGGAUGUGAUGCAAGGGUAUGAUGAUCUGUUGGAGAUUCCGCUCCAGCCUCUGUACGACAAUCUGGAUAGUUUCACGUAUGAAGUGUUCGAAAAGGACCCAGUGAAGUACAUUCUCUAUCAGAAUGCAAUCGAGGAGGCCCUCCGAGAUCGUGUUUCUUUGGAGGAACUGGAAACGCGUACAUCCAUCAUCAUGGUCGUGGGUGGAGGACGAGGCCCUUUAGUUCGGGCGACGUUAAACGCCGCGGCUAAGAGCAAACGGAAGGUGAAGAUUUACGUCAUCGAAAAGAAUCCGAAUGCAAUCGUUACUCUGAGCUCGCUGAUCAACGAAUUGUGGAAGGACAAAAACAUCGAACUUAUCUCUAUGGACAUGCGGGAGUUUGAACCCCCCGAGAAGGCGGACAUUCUGAUUUCCGAACUGCUGGGUUCGUUCGGUGAUAACGAACUCUCACCCGAAUGUUUGGACGGAGCACAGAGGCACCUCAAGCCGGAUGGAAUUAGCAUUCCUUGUAAAUCGACAUCCUAUCUGAACCCCUGUAUGACAACAAAAAUCUACAACCAGAUUCGUUCGCUGGAAAAGAGUCCACAUGGCAAAGACCGGAUUGUCACGUCCCGCUACAUGGAAUGUUCGUAUGUGGCCUAUCUGAAGAACGCCUACCACAUCGAUAAUCCUCAGGCAUUGUUCGAAUUUGUCCAUCCCAACCGGGAACCGGUCAUCGACAAUUCCCGCUUCAAAACGGUCCGUUUUAAGUCCCAACUAGAUUGCGUUAUGCACGGAUUUACCGGGUAUUUCGACAGCGUCCUGUACAAGAAUAUCACCAUUAGCAUUCACCCGUUCGAUCAUACCAAGGGGCUGGGUUCGUGGUUCUCGAUGUUCUUCCCACUGACGGAACCGAUGCAGAUUCGAGCCGGCGAUGAAAUUGUCGUCAACUUUUGGCGGUGCGUCGCUGCGCACAAGGUUUGGUACGAGUGGAACAUCACGGCCCCCCGACAGACCCACAUUCACAACGUGCAGGGACGAGGGCAACCGAUCUGGAAAUAAGCUGUUAGUUAGGUUUUAUUUUAUUGAAAGAGAAGCGACGAAUCGAUUUCAGUCUGGACAAAACUUGAACACAACAAAGAUAGA
Molecule: messenger RNA, 2076 nt
Organism: Ochlerotatus camptorhynchus
Lineage: Eukaryota; Metazoa; Arthropoda; Insecta; Diptera; Culicidae
Gene: csul
Product: protein arginine N-methyltransferase 5
Exons: 2
Coding region: 109-1992 (627 amino acids)
Biological process (GO): regulation of DNA-templated transcription; peptidyl-arginine N-methylation
Cellular component (GO): nucleus; cytosol
Source: RefSeq, a predicted model, not a curated record